AAAAUGAGAAAGAAAGUCUCAUCCAUUUAGGAUUAUUAAGAAUGCAAAUAAUAACAUCUUUUAAAUUACCUCAGCACUUUGGAGGAGAAGGAACAAGAAAAAUUAAUAGAAAAAUUGGAAUCGAUUAACAUUAGAAAUCUAAUUGAUGUAAAUUAAUAUUGCUAAUAUAGGUCUAUAGUCAUUAUAAAGUAGAGCCUAAUUCAAAUCGUUAAUUGAAUCCUAUCUAAAAUGUUUUGAGAGUAGCCUCUACUCCCAAAGAAACCUUAUCACAGUAUUAAAAAUUAGGAGAAAAAUUAAUUUCAGAAGGAAAGGGUAUUCUUACAAUUUAAUAAUUAUUUAAGUUUGUGUGGCUAUGAUGGCAGGAGGAUAAGGAACUAGAUUAGGUUUUAAUAAGGCUAAAGGAAUGUAUGAUAUUGGAUUACCAUCUCAUAAAACUUUAUUUCAAAUAUUUUGUGAACGUAUUUUGAGUUUGCAGAAUAUGAUUCAAUAAAAAAUUGGAUAAUGUUUACCCAUUUAAUUUUUUGUAAUGACUUCUGAUGUAAAUCAUGAAGAAACAACACAGUUUUUUAUUGAGAAUAACUACUUCAAUCUUUAAUCAGAUUAAAUUACAUUUUUUUAAUAGGAUUCUCUUCCUAUUUUAUCAAUAGAUGGAUAAAUCAUGUUAAGUGAUAGUACAUCAAUUUUAGAAGGACCUGAUGGUAGAAUAUUGUUAUUAUUCUUAAAAAGGAAAUGGAGGAAUUUUUAGUAGUCUUUACAACCAAGGUUAUUUGGAUUAUAUGAAAUAUUUGGGAAUUAAAUAUAUUCAUAUAUGCCCAGUUGACAAUGUACUUUGUAAAUUAUGUGAUCCAAUUUGGAUUGGAUAUGUUGAAGCUAAAAAUUUAACAAUUUGUAGUAAAUUUGUAAAGAAAGCACAUGCUGAGGAAAAGGUAGGAAUUCAUGCUUUAAUAAAUGAUAAACCUUGUGUAAUAGGUUAAUAUAUAAAUUUAGAUUAGAAUAUAGUGAAAUGACAUAGGAAGAUUUACAUAAGAAAAAUAUUUAAGGAGAUUUAUUAUAUGAUGCAGGUGGUAUAGCUUAAAUGAUUUGUACAGUUGAAUUUGCUCAUAAAAUAAUUGAAGAUCCUUAGACAAGUAAUUAAUUAGCUGCUAAGUAUUUCAUAUAAUUUAAUAUAGUUAUCAUGUAGCAUAAAAAAAGUAUGAUUAUUAUGAUCUAAUUUAGAGAUAGGUAUUUAAGCCAUAAUAAAUAAAUGCUUUAAAAUUUGAAUUAUUUUUUUUUGAUUGUUUUCCUCUUUGCCCAAAAGAAUAAUUUGGGUUGAUUGAAGUUAAAAGGGAAGAUGAAUUUGGUCCUGUAAAAAAUGCUCCUGGAGAAAAGAGUGAUACACCAGAAACUGCUAAAAGGUUAUAUUUGGAUAGAGAUUAAAAAUGGAUUCAGAAUUAUGGUUUUUUAUUCCCUUAAUAAGUUGAAAUAUCUGCCAAGAUCACAUAUUUUGGUGAAGGCCUUGAGAAUAUAUUAUUGAAAUAUUUGGGUAAUAAAUAAAAUCCACUUAUAAUAACAAAUGAUAUAUAAUCACUUCAAAAAUCUCCACAAUUAGUUAAUUAACCUUCACCAAAAUAAUAAUCAUUAUAACAACCCUUAUAAUAAUAAUAGUCAAAAUAAACAUAGAAAUAAUAAUAAAAAUCAGGGAUUGCUAAUUAAUAAAUAUAUCCCUAAGUAGUUUAUUCAUCAUUAAUAAAUUCAACGCAUCCUUCGAUAUUGUAACCAAAUUAUUACCCUUAUCAAUCAACACCUUAAAACUCUAAAAAUAUUUUAGUCUAAGAGAAUCCAAUUCAUUAGAGUUAAGUAUUUAAUCCUAGAUUAUCAAUAUAACAUUAAACAAUGUCAUAAUAAUAAUAAUAAUAAUAACUAAAAUAAAUUAAAACAAAUGCAUUUCCUACAUAAGCUAUUUCAACUGUUAAUACUCCAAAAUUAAUAAAUCCUCAAACAAGAUAUUAACCUAUUAUGUAUUCCCAAAAUCUACUUAAUUCUAAAUAAAGUAUAGUCCAACCUGUUUAAAUUAAUUAAUCUUUGUCUCCAUAAAGAGUCACAUCAUAUUUUAAAUCAAGAGCUAUAACUGUACAAAGACCUACUAUGUUUACAUAAUAACGUCCUUUAAUUGUAUCUGCUCAGUAAUAUGUACCAAUAACAACAAUUAAAAAAUGAG
Molecule: messenger RNA, 2197 nt
Organism: Paramecium sonneborni
Lineage: Eukaryota; Ciliophora; Oligohymenophorea; Peniculida; Parameciidae
Source: the annotation of a GenBank genome assembly